AGUUUCUGAUUCUGCCCAAGGUUUGCCAAGCAGUUGAUGCAGAAAGUCAAGAGGGCUCGCCUGGAAAACGAAACUUCAGGAAGUUGGAGAAGUUCCUUGACCAGCUCAAGAGGAAGGCCGAGGAUGACGGCGGUGGACGCGUUGUUAGAGAGCGCCGAGGUCGUGGAGAUGGAGGAAGUGGCCUCGUCACAAUUCCACGUGGAGAAGCACUCUUGGGAGGGGCUGCGCGACAUCAUCCAUGGCAGCCGCAAGUACACGGGGAUGAUCGUCAACAAGGCGCCCCACGACUUCCAGUUUGUCCGGAAGACUGAGGAGUCCAGCCCUCACUCUCACCGCUUAUAUUAUCUCGGAAUGCCAUACGGGAGCAGGGAGAACUCCCUCCUCUACUCCGAGAUUCCCAAAAAGGUACGGAAGGAAGCCCUGCUCUUGUUGUCAUGGAAGCAGAUGCUGGAUCACUUCCAGGCUACCCCUCACCACGGGAUGUACUCCAGGGAGGAGGAGCUGCUGAGGGAGCGUAAGAGGCUGGGGGUCUUCGGGAUCACCUCCUACGACUUCCACAGUGAGAGCGGCCUCUUCCUCUUCCAGGCCAGCAACAGCCUCUUCCACUGCCGGGACGGAGGCAAAAACGGCUUCAUGGUCUCACCGAUGAAGCCGUUGGAACUCAAGACCCAAUGCUCAGGGCCCCGGAUGGAUCCCAAAAUCUGUCCGGCCGAUCCCGCUUUCUUCUCGUUCAUCAACAACAAUGACCUCUGGGUAGCAAACAUCGAGACGGGCGAAGAGCGCCGGCUAACAUAUUGCCAGAAAGGUUUAUCCAGCGUGUUGGAUGACCCCAAAUCGGCCGGCGUGGCCACGUUUGUCAUUCAGGAGGAGUUUGAUCGGUUUACAGGGUACUGGUGGUGUCCCACUUCAUGCCAAGAAGGCCCUGAGGGAUGGACAACGUUACGGAUCUUGUACGAGGAGGUGGACGAGUCGGAAGUGGAGAUCAUUCACGUUCCUUCUCCUGCCCUGGAAGAACGGAAGACGGACUCGUACCGGUAUCCCAGAACAGGCAGCAAGAACCCCAAGAUCUCGUUGAAGCUGGCAGAAUUUCAGAUCGACAGCCAAGGGAAGAUCGUCUGCGCCCAAGACAAGGAGCUGGUACAUCCGUUUGCCACGAUGUUCCCACAGGUGGAGUACAUCGCGCGGGCUGGAUGGACCCGGGAUGGGAAAUACGCCUGGGCCAUGUUCCUGGACAGACCCCAGCAGCAGCUCCAGCUGGUCCUCCUCCCCCCCGCGCUCUUCAUCGCUGUCCCAGAAAGCGAGGAGCAGCGCCUGGAACUCGCCAAAGCCGUGCCUGAGAACGUCCAGCCCUUCAUUGUCUACGAGGAGGUCACCGACGUGUGGAUCAAUGUCCACGACAUCUUUUACGCUUUCUGCCAGCCUGAGGGGAAGGAAGACGAGCUCUGCUUCAUCCGCGCCAACGAAUGCAAGACCGGGUUCUGCCAUCUGUACAGGGUCACAGCCGUCCUCAAGAGGGACGGCUACGACUGGACCCGGCCCUACGUCCCAAGCAAAGGGGACUUCCAAUGCCCGAUCAAGGAAGAGGUCGCCCUAACUAGUGGUGAAUGGGAAGUUCUGGCCAGGCACGGAUCCAAGAUCUGGGUGAACGAAGAAACGAAGCUGGUGUACUUCCAGGGCACGAAGGACACCCCUCUGGAACAUCACCUCUACGCAGUCAGCUAUGAGACCCCCGGGGAGAUCGUACGGCUCACCUCUCUGGGUUUCUCUCACAGCUGUUCCAUGAGCCAGAAUUUCGACAUGUUCAUCAGCCACUACAGCAGCGUCAGCACUCCCCCGUGUGUGCACGUUUACAAGCUCGGCGGGCCGGAGGACGACCCCCUCCACAAGCAGCCGAAGUUCUGGGCCAGUAUGAUGGAGCCAGCCAGCUGCCCUGCCGAUUACAUCCCCCCUGAGAUUUUUCACUUCCGCACCCAGUCAGACGUCGAGCUCUACGGGAUGGUGUACAAGCCCCACAACCUCCAGCCCGGGAAGAAGCAUCCCGCUGUGCUCUUCGUGUACGGAGGACCUCAGGUCCAGUUAGUGAAUAACUCCUUCAAAGGCAUCAAGUACCUGCGACUCAACACACUGGCGUCCCUUGGCUAUGCCGUGGUGGUGAUUGACGGGCGGGGAUCUUGCCAGAGAGGCCUUAAAUUCGAAGGGGCGCUGAAGAACCAGAUGGGUCAGGUGGAGAUCGAGGACCAAGUGGAAGGUUUACAUUACGUCGCAGAGAAAUACGGGUUUAUCGACCUCAGCCGCGUCGCCAUCCACGGCUGGUCGUACGGGGGAUUCCUGUCCCUGAUGGGGCUCAUUUGUAAGCCCCACGUCUUCAAGGUUGCUAUAGCAGGGGCUCCCGUCACGGUCUGGAUGGCGUACGACACCGGCUACACGGAGAGGUACAUGGACGUCCCGGAGAACAACCAGCAAGGCUAUGAGGCGGGCUCAGUGGCACUGCAUGUCGACGAGCUCCCCAACGAACCCAACCGGCUGCUUAUUCUCCACGGGUUUCUGGAUGAAAACGUGCACUUUUUCCACACCAAUUUCCUGAUCUCCCAGCUCAUCCGUGCCGGGAAACCUUAUCAGCUACAGAUCUACCCCAACGAGCGACACAGUAUUCGCUGCCCCGAGUCGGGGGAGCAUUACGAAAUCACGCUGCUGCACUUUCUCCAAGAAUACCUCUGAGGGCAGAGUCCUGCCGCAGCCCCUCGCGGAUGCCGGCCACUCCCUCCUCCGUUCCUGG
Molecule: messenger RNA, 2776 nt
Organism: Euleptes europaea (tarantolino)
Lineage: Eukaryota; Metazoa; Chordata; Lepidosauria; Squamata; Sphaerodactylidae
Gene: DPP9
Product: dipeptidyl peptidase 9
Exons: 20
Coding region: 37-2718 (893 amino acids)
Biological process (GO): proteolysis
Molecular function (GO): serine-type peptidase activity; dipeptidyl-peptidase activity
Source: RefSeq, a predicted model, not a curated record